Periconia digitata is the source of this 514-nucleotide messenger RNA. Lineage: Eukaryota; Fungi; Ascomycota; Dothideomycetes; Pleosporales; Periconiaceae. The record is from the annotation of a GenBank genome assembly.
AUGGCGGUGCGCGCGCCCAUGUGUGAGGCUACCCUACCUGCUCCUGCUGCUGCUGCUGUACCUAUCUAUCAGUCACGGCCCUCGCUCACAGAAACGCUCGCUGCCCCCCACACGGUAUUAUCAAUUCAAACAUCAAUCGUUUAUUUUCAUCCUCAGCCUCAGCCAGCCUCCCAGUCUGCUCUCGCCGUGACCCAUGGCCAGCUGGAGCCCGUCCCCUGCCGCUCCCUCUGCUGCCAACUGCCCAGCCUUGCCUUGCCAUCCAGCGUCGCCUGCCCUGGCUGGCACUGGUCCCCGGGAGGGACAUGGCGAGCGACGAUGACCGGUGUCCAAGUCUUGCCCCUCGCCCCAGAACAGCAAUCCAUUCCAUUCCCUCAUCCGCCAUUGGACUUGGGCGGUAACGUACCGGGUGCGUAGUGUGGUGUAAUAAUCGCCAGCCAGUGGUCGUCAGCCAGUCACUUGGGGGCAGGCCCGGGAUUGGCCUGGCUCCUGCACUCGGGAGUGAGCACAUCCGUCC